Messenger RNA from Daucus carota subsp. sativus, 2173 nucleotides. Its product is annotated as trihelix transcription factor DF1. The transcript is spliced from 2 exons. The record is from RefSeq and is a predicted model, not a curated record. The coding region runs from base 241 to 1902 and encodes 553 amino acids. NCBI's taxonomy places the organism in Eukaryota, Viridiplantae, Streptophyta, Magnoliopsida, Apiales, Apiaceae.
GCAGAUCCCACCGAAUUAUAAUAAUAUUAAAUUCUCCCCCACACUCUCACACACCAUCUCUUCAUAAAAACACACACAAUUCACCAUCAUUUCUGCUUGAUUAAUACUGUACUCUACAUACACACACCCACAUAUAGUACACCUACACACUUGCUAGCUAAAGUAAUCACUUAUAAGUACCGUUUUUAAAUCUAUAUAUAUUUUAUUACUUACUUUUUUGCUUUAAGUUACAUCUUCAAGAUGCUGCACGGAGCUUCACCACCUCCACCUCCGCCGGGAUUUGCGGGAAUUGGCGGUGCACCAGCGAUGGAAGUGGAGGAAGAAGGCGGCGGAGGUGGCGGUGAAGAGAGUGAGAGGACUUCCGGCAGCAGUGGCGGAAACAGGUGGCCGAAACAAGAGACUAUAGCGCUGUUGAAGAUACGAUCUGAAAUGGAUGCGGAGUUCAGAGAUUCGAGUCUUAAAGGACCAUUAUGGCAACAAGUUUCCGGGAAACUAGCUGAGCUCGGAUAUAAUAGAAGUGCCAAGAAAUGUAGAGAGAAGUUUGAGAAUGUUUACAAGUACAAUAAAAGAACCAAAGAUGGCCGGACUACAAAGCCGGAUGGCAAAACCUAUCGCUUUUUUGAUGAGUUACAAGCAUUGGAUACUCAAUCCUCCUCACAACCUGCUCGAAUUGUAGCCACUUCAUCAAUGUUACUCAAUACGACUACACAGACUAUUCCGACUAGUACUGUUUCAUCGACCCCAAGCCCCAUAGCAAGCACUCUCAACAUGUCUACAAAUCCGAUCCCUUCAAUUCGAGUUGGGGAUGUUCCAUCCUUUAACAUGGUUAGUCUCUCCAAUUCAACAUUUUCAUCCUCGUCUACUUCUUCAGACGAGCAACGUGGAGAGAGGAAGCGAAAGAGGAAGAGUAAAUGGAAGGACUUUUUUGAGGGCUUGAUGGGAGAAGUGAUCAAGAAGCAGGAGGAAUUGGAGAAGAAGUUUUUGGAUGAAUUGGAGAAAAGGGAACGGGAUAGAAUGAUCAGAGAAGAGGCUUGGAGAGUGCAAGAAAUGACUAGAAUCAACAGAGAGCAUGAGUUAUUAGUCCAAGAAAGAUCCAUGGCUGCUGCUAAAGACGCUGCUGUCCUUGAAUUCUUGCAGAAGAUAUCAGAUCAACAAAAAAAUCCUUCCUCAAACCCCAUCACUAUACCUCAGCUUCAGCAAUUACAGUUACAAAUUCAACCUCUAGUUCAGCCAUCACAACCACCGCCACCACCACCACCAAUCCCACAACAACUCGUGAUUCCACAACCGCAACCACAACCACAACCAUCAACUCCAGCAGUAGCACCACCGCAGCCACAAAGUAGCCGCGGUGGCACUGACAAUCUUCAACCCCCAGCUCCAUCCAGGUGGCCUAAAGCUGAAAUUGAAGCACUAAUCCUUCUAAGAAAAGACCUCGACAACAAGUACAAUGAGACAAGUCCAAAGGGACCAUUAUGGGAGGACAUUUCAGCUGGAAUGCGGAGAAUGGGAUACAAUCGUAACGCAAAGAGGUGCAAGGAGAAGUGGGAGAACAUCAAUAAGUACUACAAGAAGGUAAAAGAGAGCAACAAGAAAAGACCCGAAGAUGCUAAAACAUGCCCUUAUUUCCACCAGCUAGAUGCAUUGUACAAAGAAAAAUCUAAACUAUCACAUGGGUCAGCCAGCACUCCUAUGCUUCCCAAUAUAGUGCAGCCUGAACAACAAUGGCCUCUCCAGCAGCACCGCCAGCAGCAACAGGACACAGAAAUGGAGGACCCCGAAAGCGAGAACAACGAUAACUUCAACGAAGGUGACGAAGAAGACGGCGAGGAUGAUGAUGAUACCGGAGCAGGGUACGAGAUUGUGCCAAACAAGCAGCCAGCAUCUUCACAGGGAUUUUGAAAAGAAAAAAAAAAUUAUGGUUACUUUUUUCUUCUUUUAUUUUUGCCUUUUUAAAUUCACAUUUUUUAUUUUUUGUUUGCCUAAAUUAAAUAAUGUGGGGAUAAGACUUAAGAGAGAGAGAGAGAGAGAUAAAGAGGUUCAAAAGUUUGAUGAAUAAAAGGGAUAGCCGUUUGUUGUUUCUUUAUCUUUAGUAAUGGGGCUGUAAAAUGUCAGACAUGGUUAACUGUGUUGUCAUUCUUGAUCGAUGAAAUGAUAAGUUAAGUUCCGUGCA